Messenger RNA from Micropterus dolomieu (smallmouth bass), 3375 nucleotides. RefSeq lists its product as uncharacterized. Bases 1 to 3375 code for a protein of 1124 amino acids. Gene Ontology annotation, molecular function: transcription corepressor activity; sodium channel activity. Lineage: Eukaryota; Metazoa; Chordata; Actinopteri; Centrarchiformes; Centrarchidae. The transcript has 11 exons. Gene Ontology annotation, cellular component: transcription regulator complex; histone deacetylase complex; membrane. The record is from RefSeq and is a predicted model, not a curated record. Gene Ontology annotation, biological process: negative regulation of DNA-templated transcription; sodium ion transport; regulation of transcription by RNA polymerase II.
AUGGUGGUGUGCAUGGACCGAGUGUCAUAUUACCUGGAGUAUCCUCACGUCACCAAGCUGGAUGAGGUGGCGGCAACUAACCUCACCUUCCCAGCUGUUACUUUCUGUAACCUCAAUGAGUUCCGCUUCUCCAGAAUCACCAGAAAUGACCUCUAUCAUGUGGGAGAGCUUCUGGCCCUCCUGAAUAAUAACUAUCAAAUAGCCAACCCACACUUGGCUGAGCCUGAAGUUCUGGCUGCCCUAAAGGAUAAGGCAAACUUCCAGAACUUCAAGCCCAAACUGUUCAACAUGACUGAUUUUUAUAACCGUACAGGUCAUGACAUCAAUGAGAUGCUACUGCAGUGCACCUUUCGAGGAGAGGAUUGCUACCCAGUGAACUUCACCACGGCUAGGCACUCUAGCUACACCCACCGAGCCAUCAUGGACGACAGUACAUCCACCCAAUCCUUCCCCAACCACCACCACCAUCGCCAUAACACAUCCUUUCACCUCACUUUGCCCAGCCUUCAAAGCCCCGAACUGGGAUUCCCCUCCUCUCAGUCUGCCCUGGAUCCUCUGGAGCAAUAUGGAAGUAGAGGGGAAGAAUCCACAACCUCCUUCCCAAAUUCAAGCACCUCUUCUGGGGGAAGGGGGGGGAGCAGUGGGGGUGACAGAGGCUUGCUAAACACAAUUGGUAGCGUUUUGGACAGAGACGCUAACUUGGGAGGCCAGCUUGAUGGAGAAAGUGAGUUGGGGAGCCAUUUUGUUGACACUUGGUAUGGUGGCAGCAAAAAAGAGGACACUUGUGAGGAUGGGGAGAGUUGUGAAAGCCCUGCAGACAAUUUUUAUAAUAAAGGUGAUUGCUACAGUAACCCUAAUGAUGUUUUUUACAUUAUGAAUUGUGGCAGUGAGGAAGGACUCAGGCGUAAACUCAGAGCAAACUAUAAUAAUUAUGCAAAUGUUAGCUGUGAAGCUAAAAACGAAACCGUUUACAAUAGGGAGGCUAAUGUUAGCCACUUUACUAAGCAAAGUACUUCCUACAACAGAAGUGUGGCAGGAAGCUUUAGCGACAGCAGUAUAGAAUAUUGUAGGACCGAUUCAAGAGUGAGUGACAAUUAUUUAGGAAGAGAAGAAGAUUAUGGAUCCAGCUGUGGCUCAGGUGAGGAUCAGCUUCAAUCAGCAGAGGCUGAAGGACCCUGGCUCAACAUCUCUCCCUCGAGUCAGACAGGAGAGGGCAGGUGGAGAGGAACAGCAGACACCCACGCUUUGGCCUCAGGGUUCCUAUCGCAGCGAUCGGCUCUCAGCAUCAGCAGCGGGAAGUACACUCAGAAACUGGACUCCUUCUCUGAGGCUUUCCUCUCCCAGCGAAAGAGAAGAAUCCCUGUGAUUUCCAGUGGGGAUUCCUCCGGACAGAUCUGGGAAUUUGGGGGAGGGAGAGGAGGAAGCCCUGGAUUGAUCAAGUCGAGGCACAGCUGUGCUUUUGAUUCAGACUCCUACCUGCCUCCCUCCUCCUCUUCUUCACCCGCUCACCCCUCUCUCCCAUCUUUCCCCUCUCCUCCCACAUCGUCCCACCUCAUGUCUUCAGUUCUUAGUCCUCCGCCCACACCUCUACCAGCUCCUUCCCACUCACCCUCCAAAAUGGACUCUCCCAUUGCAUUCGGGGGCACAGGACAUUCAGUGUCCCAGGGGGGAGAGUCACCUGGCACGCUCCAGUUUUUUGCUUCCCGCCUUCAGUCUCUCCCACCCGUCCAUUCCUCUGGGAUGAUAUGGAAGUUUCCACUGCUGUCACACUGUUUUCCACAGUCGUCAGGCGAUCCCAGCAGCAAUGAGGGCAACCUGUUAUCUUCUCAUGGUAGCGACUAUGGCAACGUCACAGCCUCACACGACGUCCUUCAGUCUCCAGAGUUGCCAUUCCUCAUGUCCUCUUCCCACCGCUCAUCCCUCCACCCACCGAGAGCUCUCUGUUCCUCCAAUGCUACGUCCCCACAUACCUCCUUCCAUCUUCCUACUCCUACUCACCUUCCCAGCCAAAAUUUUGAGGCAGCAGAAAAGAUAGCCCCUUUCAUGGUGACGCAGAAAGUGAAGAAUGGACCGGCCAACCUGAACCAAUCACAGCUACAGCAACAAGACUCCCCGAUCUACACUGGAACUCCAUUUCCCAGUAUCCUUCACUCAAGCAGGGGUCAAAAGAGGGGCCGCUACACUCCUCGACCCCUCCUCAAUCCUGUACGCAGGGGGAAUGGGCUGUACUCCUCCCUUCUGUCUCUCCAUCAGGAGGAAACAACAUGUAGAGAAGAGGACGAAGAGUGCGGUGUGUUACCGCAUAUCAACUUAGGUCAUGAUUUCCAGGCACAGCUUCCCUCGUGCUUUGUGGACAGCAAGGGUUCAGGGUUAUGGUCACCAGAGGAGGAAUCCCCUAGAGAACAGCUGCUGUGGAAACCGUGGGACAGUCUUGAGGAGAGCACCAACUUACAAGACCAUGUGGAAAAGCUGUUGUCCAUGUGUAGUUCCAGCUGCAUACCAGGAGGGGGCAGUAACACAGAGCUGGCUCUGCACUGUCUGCACUACUGUCAGGGGAACGCAAUGGCCACGCUGGAGAUGCUGUUGUUCUCACAGCCUUCACCAACAGGAGACUACCACUACUCUGGUAGUGACUUUUGGACCAACAGUGAAAAGAGUCUCUUCACUGCAGCCCUGGGAACUUAUGGAAAAGAAUUUUCACUCAUACAGAAAAUGGUUAGGACUAAGACCGUGGGCCAGUGUGUUGAAUUUUACUACCUGAGCAAGAGGCUCCUGGACAAGCAGAAGAAACAGGAGGAGGAGAACAGAAACGGGGAGAUGGAGCAGCAGAAAACUGUAAGAAAUACCUUAAAAAGAAGCAGUUGCGGAUUUAGUAGGAGCCCAGUUUCAAUACGGUCGGCUGCCUUUCGCUAUUCUCUGGCCCUGUGCACGUUCCCCAAAAGUGUGAAAACAGCGCUCAAGCCGCUGCGCAGGUCGGGCAUCAGAGUGUUGUUUUAUCUAGACGACCUGAUUGUCAUGGCAGCCUCCAGGAAGAGCUCUGCACUCCACACGAUGAAGCUCGUGGAACAUUUGUCCUGCCUGGGCUUUGCUAUAAACUGGCAGAAGAGCUCUCCUCUCCCCUGCCAGUCAAUAAUCUAUCUGGGAGUGCAUCUGGACUCAGCUGACAUGACAGCCAGGUUGGAAGCUCUCAGCUCUGUCUGUGAUGCCGUGGUGAUCCUUCUGGGCCUCCUCCACGUGGGGAAAAUCCAGAGAUGGUUCGGCUGUCUCCGCCUCGAUCCGGUAAAACACAAGAGAUGCCUGCUGUCUGUCCCUUCCUCCAUACAGUCAGACCUGACGUACUGGGAAUCCUCUCAGUGCUUUCAGCGGGGAGAGUGA